UCUGGCCCAUAAAAAAACCCACGAAAGAAAAAUCUUACUGCCAUUUGGCAAUUAGCUUGAUAGCCAGAAGCCCCGAAGCCAGAAGAUAAACAAUACCUCUUCCUCUCCCACCACCAAAACCCGUAUAAGUUAUCUAGGGUUUAGUCUGACGACCACUGCCACCAUAUUCCGGUCUCCGCCACCACCACUACCAUCCCUAAUGAAACCUUGUGAAUAAUAAAAAAUAAAAAAUGGGCAGCAGCAGCAGGUUCCUAAUGCUCCUUUCCCCCUCUUCCCCUCUUCUCCACAACCAUCGCCCCCCUUCCACCCUCCUCCGCCUUUCUCGCCACCGCAUCCGGCUUUCCUUCGUCCUCCACCACCACCACCCUUCUUCUUCACCUCGCCCUUUGCACCCUACCACUAAAAACAGAAAAAACUCGGCCUUUUUCCUUCUCAAACCUUCCUCACGCCAUUUCCACACCCAAACCGCCUCCGCGAAUUUGUCUAACUCCUCUUUAUGGGCCCCACCCCAUCAUCCCUGGCCUGAAUUCUCCGGUCUCCUUAACAACAUCUCAACAGCCGGCUACUUCAAUUCCACCCACACUUCCACUGAGUUUGCGGCGGCUGCUUCCGAGUUCCCGGAAGAGUUUCUGGGCGUGCUCCAUGCGUGCGUGGCAUUCGCGCGUGAUAGAUCAGACCUUUUAAGAUUGCUUUCGAGGAAGGAGAUUGACGUGGUGGUGCGAAAUGGGAAGCCUUUUUUGUUCAAGGACGGAGAGGAGUCCGCGAGGAAGUUGAGAUUGUUUCUUGACAGUGGUGAAGGCAAUGUUGCAGAUGUUGAUAAAGCAAACUUGGUUGAUUUGAUGAGGUUUUUAUUGAGUUAUGCAAGCAAUCUUUCUGCUUCCUUUGAGAGAAGCAAGCUCUACAACAGUGAGCCUGUUGAGUCAUCCGUCCGACAUUUGCUGGGCCAGUUGGCCAAACUGACUGACAGUCCUGCAGUGUCAAACUAUUCUGGAUAUGAGCAAACUCAACCCCCAGAUAGAUAUAGACAAAUGCCAAGGUCUUUUGGGCAGAAUGUUGAAAUGAAAAGAGGUGACUGGAUUUGCCCAAGGUGUACUUUUAUGAACUUUGCAAGAAAUGUGAAAUGCCUUGAGUGUGAGGAAGCACGGCCCAAGAGGCAAUUGACUGGUGGAGAGUGGGAGUGUCCCCAAUGUAAUUUCUUUAAUUAUGGGAGGAACACUGUAUGCUUAAGGUGUGAUUGCAAGCGUCCUGGAGCAAUCUCACUUGGUAAUACCUACUCCAAGCCAGGUUUGGCAUACAGCAAUGGGAUUUCUUCAAAUAAAUCUGAUCUUGAUAGGAGGUUAGCUGCCAAUGAAGAGAAAGCACAAAGAUGGUUUAGUAAGGUUUCUCAGCUUGAUAGUACUUCUGAUAUGAGCAGUGCCAUAGCAGAUGAAGAUUUUCCUGAAAUCAUGCCUUUGAGGAGAGGUGUUAACAGAUUUGUUGUAAGUACAAGGAAAACACCUCUGGAGAGGAGGUUGGCCAAUGCUCAGUACCAAAGAAACAUGGAUAAUGAUGGCAUUGCUGAGCGUAAUAAUUUUCAGACUGGGGGAGUAAAUAAGACACUAGAUGCAAAAGUGAGCCGGAGUUUAGAUGAGAUCCUUGGUCGUUCAUCCACCUCUUCUGGAUCUAAUGAUUAUAGUAUCAAUAGUGGAGCGGAGAAUCCUGUGUCUGCAUCUACUUCUACUUCUAGGCAGGAUGGUCAUCCUAGAGGAACCGAUUCCAAUUAUGUUCCAUUUGUGCCAUUACCAGCAGAUAUGUUUGCCAAGAAACCUGAAAAUUCAAAGAUACAAGAGAGUCGUAAUACUGUAUCAAACGACGACCAGUCUGUUGUUUCAAAUGCAGUUGGUAAAACGGAUGCUGUUUCCAGGAGUGAGGAGUUGAACAAGUCUCUAAAAAGUCAGCAACUCUUUAUGAAGAAUGAAAAAGAGAGCAGGGACAAAGAGCUUGAACAAGAUGAAAAAUCUGAGAGAUGGUUUAAGAAGGUUACCAAGCUCCAUAAUGUUACAGAUCUUGGCAAUGCAAGUUCUUAUGAGGACUUUCCUGAGACAACGCGAAUGCACAAAGGAGAAAAUCUAAUCAGCAGAAAGAAAGACCGUUCUUUGACUUCUCCUACUUACAAGAGACGUGCCGCAAUAGAGCAAGCUGGCAAUACCAAUUAUGUUCCCUUUGUCCCUUUCCCACCUGACUACUUUGCUAAAAAGGAUAAGCAGCAACAUAAGGGAACAGAUUCUAGUGCAAAAGCAACUGAUGAAACCUCUACCUCUGUGACACCAGAGAAGUUAUCUGAGGUGUCCAUUACAGAGGGUAUGCAGCCAGUGCAAAACCAGCUGACGCAAAGCUCAAAGCCUGCUGGAGAGAACUUAAAUGAGAUGCAGAGAGAUGCUGCUUAUAUGGCACAGACUAGUGGGUAUUCAAACCAGAAAUUUAUCAAUCCAAAAACGAGUAACGAUGAUAAUUUGAGCAGUGAGUAUUCUAAGAAUGAGAGUAGGGAACGGAUGACAGAUUCAACAGGAAGUUCACCCCAACCAUCUGGGAAUCAGAAUGUUACGAGCACCUGGAGUGGAAAGAGUUUGGAAGGUUCAGCGGUGAAGGAACCAGAUCCAUUGGACAUGUCGGAGGAGGCCAAAGCAGAGAGGUGGUUUCGCCGUGUUGCCCAAAUAAAGGACAUUUCAGAGCUCAGCCAGAUACCGGAUGAAGAUUUCCCAUCGAUAAUGCCAAUGAGGAAAGGGGUGAAUAGGUUUGUAGUAAGCAAGCGGAAAACACCACUAGAAAGGAGGUUGACAUCUCAACAGUAUCGUAGAAAUCUUCCAGUUGUGAACUCGGAUACAGGAAAAAAGGACAGCGACAGUAGCUGAGUGAGAACCGAUCAGGAUUCAGGAGAUCCAGCUGAAAAUAUGAUAUUUUUACAUGGGUUCCUUUCUUCUUCCUCAUUUUGGACAGAAACAGUUUUUAAGAAUCUAUCUGGACCUGUAAAGGAUCAGUACUACAGACUUUUUGCUGUUGACCUUUUGGGAUUUGGCAGAAGUCCAAAGCCAAGUGAGUUUGUAUACGUUGAAUGAUAAUGUGAAAAUGAUUGAGACAUGUG
Durio zibethinus is the source of this 3121-nucleotide messenger RNA. Its product is annotated as zinc finger protein VAR3, chloroplastic-like. Gene Ontology annotation, molecular function: mRNA binding. NCBI's taxonomy places the organism in Eukaryota, Viridiplantae, Streptophyta, Magnoliopsida, Malvales, Malvaceae. Gene Ontology annotation, cellular component: cytoplasm. The record is from RefSeq and is a predicted model, not a curated record.